Molecule: messenger RNA, 867 nt
Organism: Lactuca virosa
Lineage: Eukaryota; Viridiplantae; Streptophyta; Magnoliopsida; Asterales; Asteraceae
Source: the annotation of a GenBank genome assembly
AUGCAACCUGUUUCCCUUGAGUUAUAUUUCAAGAAAAACAGAUAUCAAAACAUAGACUGGUGCAGCUAUGUUUUGGACUGUCUUGUCAGAACAAAGAACUCAUACAUACCAUACUCAUAUACCAGCUUCUUUGUUGGACCUUCAGCUUUCUUGGUGUUGUUCUAUGCUGAUAACAUCCACUCAGAAGCUUUAACUGUAACACGUAAACGUCCAACAAUUUGUUAUUGGAGUUCAGAGAAGAUUAGAUAUCGAGAGACAUUUGAACAAGAAAAAGGUAGAUUUGGACUUGGAGAAUUAAAUGAAGAAUUUGUUAAUGAACAAGAUGAAGGAGAUACAGAUCUCGAAGACAGUGAUUCUGAUAAAGAUGAAGAUCAUUCUGUUGAGGCAUAUGAAUCAAAAAUAUCUAAAAUGCUUAAUAGUUUCGAGAGGAUGAAGGAAAAGCUGAAUUCAAAGCUCAAUGAUGCGAUAACAAAGUUCCCUGAAAAGGAAAGAAUCAAUUUGACACCAAUAAUCGGUCAAAAAACAAAUGAUCAAAAAGAAAAUGAAGAUAAAGAGGGAAAUGGUGAAGAAGACAAUGAUAAUGAUGGAAGUCAACCAGAAGAAGAUUAUUUGCUUGAUUCAAAUGAAGCAGAGAAUGAAGGAAUAAAGAAUGAUGGAGAUAAUAAUCAAAAAGAAGGUGAAACUGAAGUAAAAGAGAAAGAUGGAAAGAACAAUCAAAAUGACAAUGAUGAAGAGAAAAAGGUGAUGAUAAUGAAGAAACAAAUAAUCAUGAAGAGACUAUUCAACAAACUGAAAAUGAAAAUUUGUUGGAUAAAGUUGUUGACAACAUUGUGGAUAAUGUCCUUGGAAUUGGAAUUUCAAGUUUAA